Messenger RNA from Hydatigera taeniaeformis, 1125 nucleotides. NCBI's taxonomy places the organism in Eukaryota, Metazoa, Platyhelminthes, Cestoda, Cyclophyllidea, Taeniidae. The record is from the annotation of a GenBank genome assembly.
AUGUCCAUCUUCAAGCGCUCCUCCUUCAGGUCCGAUGACCAUGACAGCAGCGACGUCGACCGCGACUAUUAUUGUGAAAAAGCAGAGGAUGAAGUAGCAUGGGAACCUGUGAAAAGGGUGGACAAGGAGCAAUUGAUGAUCUGGCGGCUGGAGGUUUGUCCAUCUCGUGUUUCAGUAGCACUUUUACAACUGCAGGGUACAAACGUUAAACCUGUUGAAGUGCAGGAUCAUGGAAUCUUCUAUAAUGACGCCAUCUAUAUUGUGCUAAAGGCGGCUAAUAAACAACGCAAAAUUUGCUACGAUCUCCAUUUUUGGAUUCCCUACAGGCUAGUCAACAAAAUUGAUCCUGAGCCUCCUCGGAAGGUGAUGGAAUUGUCCGCGCUGCUAUACGAUCAAGUCGUCUACCACAAAGAAAUUGAAUACUUCGAAUCCUCACUUCUGAAGAGCUACUUUAAAACCUUCAUCGUCCUUCGUGGUGGAAUUGAAACGGCAUUCGAUGAAAACGAACCCAAGAAAUACAAACCACGCCUUCUCAAGUUUCAAUCGAAUCAAAAUAAAGGCGAACUAAGGGAGGUGCCCCUGUCAAAGAAGGCUCUUCAAAGUCAUUACGUCUAUGUUCUUGACAAAGGUUUAUCCAUGCUUCAGUGGAACGGCAGCUUUUGCAGUGAGAAGGAUCGUAUAGGCGCAAGUUCUCACAUUGAGAAUUUUCUGAGACGUCGCAAAGGAAGGCUGACAAGAGAAUUUUACGACGAAGAAGAUCUUUUGGGAAUGAAUCCAUUCAUGAGUGUUUUAAGUGACGAUGAUGUGGACCCCAUGCCAACGGCUUCCAAAUGCAUUGACAAAGCCAUGUACAGGCUUUCUGAUGAUAAUGGGAGGCUGCAGCUGAUCCCAGUAUACCAUAGACGCAUUUCUCGAAACGGACUGGAUCCAACCGACGUGAAUUUUAUUGACACUGCAGAUGGACUGUACAUUUACAUUGGACCAUUGGCAUCAAAACGUGAAUGCGAAAGCGUCUGGCGAGAGGCCGAGCUUCACUCCAUCCUUGCUGGCCUCGAUCACAGGUUGGGGCUCAUUAUUAAGAUUGACAGCUGUUUGUUGAUGUUUGAGUGCGUCUGCGUUAAGUAA